AUGCUUUUCGGGAUCUUCUACCUCUCGCUGGCUUCAGCCGUCUCGGCGAAGUACACUUGUCGCCAGUACAGCCCGGGUCAUAUUACGUGUCAGGCUCGCAAUCCCCAGUGCCGGAUCACUGACGAUCAUUCUCUGAGCUUCAGCGAGCGGCAUGAGAUCCUCGCGGCUCAUAACCACAUCCGCCGCGAGGCCGCCAAGGGUCUUCUGAGGGGAUUCGGAUUGCCCGAAGCAGCCAAUAUGAAAAAAAUGGAAUACGAUGACGACUUGGCAAAUAACGCCCAAGCUCACGUAGAGGUCUUCUGUCAGUUACAUCACGACCAACCCUGGCAGCGAAUCACAGGACUUUAUCCCGACGUUGGACAAAACGUUUACAUCACUGAGGUGAAGUAUCAGAAGCUCCAAGAGGAUUCAUGGUCCAAUGUUAUAGAGAGCUUGUGGGGCAGGAACGAGGCCGCCUUAUUGCGCGGGGGUCACUUCGGACGGGGAAUGACUUUGCGCGGUUAUAACCUCCACGGAACGGGGCAUCUGACGCAGCUCCUUUGGGCAGAAACCGAGAGAGUUGGCUGCGGGAAAAUUAUCUUUGAGAAAAACGGCGGAACGAGCGAUCUAAGAACCUGCGAUUACGGUGAAGGUGGAAAUAUCAUCGGCUCCGAAAUGUACGUCGAGGGUCCAGCGUGCAGCGCGUGUCCCGCGACCCACCCUUAUUGCGAUGACGCUCUCUGCUCACGAGUUCCCGCAGGCACCUUCAGCCACCCGAGAACUUCUCAUCGAGCUACAGCCGGCUCUGAUUACCACACCGACGUCACGCCUACAGCCUACUACGGCCCUCGACCAUACCAGCAAGCCCACCCCCAUCUCGAUCGUAGUCCUGCACCACACGUUUGGUGGAACGCUGCGACCGUGGGGAGCUCUUAUCCGCAGAUCUCUCACUACAAGGCCUUCCAUGUAGGCGCUGCUAGUCCAAGGGAUCACCUGAGUGGCUUUGAGAAGACUUUCAACUACCAGGCUUUCACGGUGCUCCGCAGGAAGAAGCGAGGACUAAGGGAAGGGCAUCCGAAUCCGGCGGCCGGCGCCGUCAGAGGCUGGUUUGAGGAGCAACCAUAUUGGCAAAGGCGGGGCGAGCCAGCUCGUAGCAGUUUUCGAAACUCCGAAUACUAUCGUAGUUCCAUACUUAGGGCGCAGAGACGAAUAUCAAUCUCGAGAAUCCUCGGAGUGAAGAACCGGAAAAUGGCGGAGCUCUCUGCACAGCACAGAGCCCUAUCGGGAAUCAACUCCUAA
Molecule: messenger RNA, 1278 nt
Organism: Galendromus occidentalis (western predatory mite)
Lineage: Eukaryota; Metazoa; Arthropoda; Arachnida; Mesostigmata; Phytoseiidae
Exons: 7
Coding region: 1-1278 (425 amino acids)
Source: RefSeq, a predicted model, not a curated record